This is a messenger RNA of Diceros bicornis minor, 1805 nucleotides long. It is a transcript of the gene SLC45A2, whose product is annotated as solute carrier family 45 member 2. The record is from RefSeq and is a predicted model, not a curated record. The transcript has 7 exons. NCBI's taxonomy places the organism in Eukaryota, Metazoa, Chordata, Mammalia, Perissodactyla, Rhinocerotidae. Bases 69 to 1805 code for a protein of 578 amino acids. Gene Ontology annotation, cellular component: membrane. Gene Ontology annotation, biological process: transmembrane transport. Gene Ontology annotation, molecular function: sucrose:proton symporter activity.
AGCUAAUCUCCGUCUUGCUGCCCAGGCCCCACCCCCCUUCCCUCAUCAUAACUUGUGAUCUUAGAGGCAUGAAAGAAUUUGAGCCCCUCCCCCAGCCUGACCAUCUCUGUUGGCUGCUCAGCCAGGCUCCAUGUCAAAUCCAGCUUGGGGCACAAACCCGAGGGCCACACAGGAGGUGGUGGGCUUGCAGGCAGGUUCCUAACCCAGUGGCCAUGGGUGGCAACAGUGGGCAGCCUGGCAUUCACACCUGUAAGUCCCUAGCUGAGGAUGGCCCCUUUGGCUCCGUGGAGCCGCCCAAAAGAUCCACGGGCAGUCUCGUCUUGCACAGCAUGGCCAUGUUUGGCCGGGAGUUUUGCUAUGCGGUGGAGGCGGCCUACGUGACCCCAGUCCUGCUCAGCGUGGGCCUGCCCAAGCGUCUGUACAGCGUGGUGUGGCUGCUCAGCCCCAUCCUGGGAUUCCUGCUGCAACCUGUGGUGGGAUCGGCCAGCGACCACUGCCGGGCCAGGUGGGGCCGGCGGAGACCCUACAUCCUCACCCUGGGCAUCAUGAUGCUCUUGGGCAUGGCCCUGUACCUCAACGGGGACACUGUCACAUCAGCUUUGAUUGCUGACCCAAGGAGGAAGCUGAUUUGGGCCAUCGCCAUCACCAUGAUAGGGGUGGUUCUCUUUGAUUUUGCUGCUGACUUCAUUGAUGGGCCCAUCAAAGCCUACUUAUUUGAUGUCUGCUCCCAUCAGGACAAGGAGAGGGGCCUCCACUAUCACGCUCUCUUCACAGGUCUCGGAGGUGCCCUGGGUUACAUUUUGGGUGCCACUGACUGGGCCCAUCUGAAACUGGGAAGAAUGCUGGGCACAGAAUUCCAGGUCAUGUUCUUCUUCUCUGCCUUGGUGCUCACUUUGAGUUUUAUUAUUCAUCUGUGCAGUAUCCCUGAAGCCCCACUGAGAGAUGUUGCAAAGGACAUUCCCCCACAGCAAGGCCCCCAGGACCUUCCAUUGUCAUUAGACAAAAUGUACGAGUAUGGGUCUAUCGAGAAAGUUAAAAACGGUUAUAUAAACCCAGAGAUGGCGCUGCAGGGAGAAAAAAACAAAAAUGCUGCUGAGCAGACUCGGAGGACAAUGACCUUGAAGUCACUGCUGAGGGCGCUGGUGAGUAUGCCACCCCACUACCGCUACCUUUGCAUCAGCCACCUCAUUGGAUGGACCGCCUUCCUGUCCAACAUGCUAUUCUUCACAGAUUUCAUGGGCCAGAUUGUGUACCAUGGGGAUCCCUAUAGUGCACACAACUCCACAGAGUUUCUCAUCUAUCAAAGAGGGGUCGAGGUUGGAUGUUGGGGUUUGUGCAUCAACUCCAUGUUUUCCUCACUUUAUUCUUACUUUCAGAAAUUUUUGGUAUCCUACGUUGGGUUAAAGGGUCUUUACUUCACGGGGUAUUUGCUGUUUGGCCUGGGGACGGGAUUCAUCGGGCUCUUCCCCAAUGUCUACUCCACCCUGGUCCUGUGCGCCUCGUUCGGUGUGAUGUCCAGCACUCUGUACACCGUGCCCUUUAACCUCAUUGCCGAGUACCACCGUGAGGAGCAGAAGCAGAGGCAGCAGGCCCCAGGAGGGGACCUGGACAGCAGAGGGAGAGGGCAGGGCCUGGACUGCGCCGCCCUCACCUGCAUGGUGCAGCUGGCUCAGAUCCUGGUCGGAGGUGGCCUGGGCUUCCUGGUCAACAUAGCCGGGAGCGUCGUCGUCGUGGUGAUAACGGCAUCUGCAGUGGCACUGAUCGGCUGUUGCUUUGUGGUUCUCUUUGUUAGAUACGUGGAUUAG